UCCCCGCCCGACGCAUUACUCAGGACAAUGUCGCCGAGAUUCGAGCCCAAAACCACGCCAUCUUUUGCCAUGAUUCCUUGGUGGCCUCACGAUGGGAAUCGACGAGGCUUUGGGGUCGCUGGUGAGAUGGGGCUUUGCCGGAUGCGGAUACUGCGGCAUUGAUUGCUGUGCGUCGAAAUAAAUCUGGUGUACAUGAAUGUACAGAAAGGUAGUAGACGGUGUGGCUUUAGCUUGGACGUAGCGAUGGCCGGUGGAUGUUUUGGGUACAUAGUUGGAUGAUGUACACGUCUGUACAGGAAGAAUGACGGUAUCGUCCGACUGACAGCAAACAACAUUUGAACAGCAACAUGGCUGCUCCGAGCUAACCAAAGCGGCGUAGCGGUGGCUCAACCCCCGACCCUGGUGAUUCAUGGCGUCGCCUGCCUGUUGACCCCUUGCAUCGCGACGCUCGAGGGCUUCCAAGCAAGCACUUUGACCGGCAUCCCCCAUUGCGCAAGCAAAUUGACAGCAACUCUGGCAGCCGCUUAGCAGGCCUUGGCCGUGCACCUUGGUUAGAUGUAUACAUAUUAUAUACCUGUACAGACACACGAAUACGCGUGCUGUCCAGCUCUCCCCUGUUCGCUUUUGGAUCCAUACGUCCAUUACAUCCAUCCAUCAUUCCAAUCCAUCAAGCAUGGUACACCCGUAGACUCCAGAAUACAUGUACACUGUCCAAGUGUAUAUACAUAUAUGACUACCAGACACCUGCAUGUAUCACGACCAUGUAGCCAGACAUCUGGUCCCUGCUGUUUCCCCAACCGAUAAUUUUUUUUUUUUCGUCUUCGGUUCGUCUUGGUGGCCGACUCCCCACUACGUCAUCUCCGCCGAAGCGAUACAGGGACUCACCCUCUCGCUCUCCUCCCCUUCCAUCCCAGCCAGUAACUUAGUUGGCUAGUAUUGCUUUCUGCCUCUGCCAUCACCAAGCAACUCCAUGCCGAUGCGCUAAGCCGAAUGUUCACGCUUGCUGCCACUCGUGCCUGGCCCGUCAGGACGUCCUCUCCUCCUCUCUAUUGAGUCCUCUUCCCUUGACACCUCCCAGCGAAGGAGCAAGGGGACUGCCACCCGCUACAGCAUGGAUAGGGACCGUACGAAGCCCUCGCCCUCGCCCUCACCAGCCAACUCGCCGAACCAAAACGUCACCGCUUCCCCCUCUUCGGACCUCCCUCCAGCAUCGCCACCACCCUCCAACCACCGCCCUACUUUACAACGGCAGCCCCAUUCCUCAGUGCCACCGCCAAAUCGCUCCCCCAACCACCAUCACCCUCCUCCUCCUCCUUCCCACUCUGCCCAGAGUGACGAUGCCGAUUCCGCUACAGACACGGGUAUGAGCGAUGAUGGGGAAGAGGGCUCCCAAGCCCAAUAUCCCGAGGGCCACCACCCCCAGCAACUCGCUCACCAGGGCCCUAUACCAGAAAGCGCGUUGCGCAGUACUAAACAACCCCCCAUAGGCGACUCGUCACCGGACGAACUGGAGAUCGAGAGAUUGCGAAGCCUGCAACUCAAAGCCAUCCAGAAACAACAGCGUGCGCGUGGAAAAUCGGGCGCGAGCGCGAGCACCAUGGCAACCAUGGCACGUCGCGUGUCUCCCAUUAAAGAGGAGCCUGCGCUCUCAAUGUCGCCUACCCUAGAGGGAGCUUUCAGCAGUCCACUACCUACAGGACAAACCACCUCGACAGCAUCCACCGAGUCCACUGAGAGUGCCAGAACCAUCCGAGGUAGCGUUCCGCCUACGCCUGCUGGCCGAUCUCUCCGUACCCCAUCCUAUCCGUUCCCCACCGUCCCCAAUACUCCCAUGACAUGGUCAAACUCCUUCCAUCAGCCUUUCACCAGUCUAUCACCGACUGUCUCCGCCAUGUACGGCAGAGACUUUGCAUCGCCGAGAGAACAAAUCGCUUCAGAAUCGAGCACCCCUGCAGCAUCCGCCAUGCCAUUCGCGCCUGGUGAUAAAGUCCUCAACAGUCCCUCAGCUGAGGACCCGCGCUACCCCAGCCCAAACAUGUAUGAGCUGGUCUUGCAACUGUGUGCUGAACCUGGUCUUGCUGCUUGGUGGGCCACUGUCACGACUCUUAUGCAGGACUACUACGGUGUACAAAGAGCGACGCUCGCCGUUCCAGCCGAUACAUCGGACAUUGAAAAUGUUCCGUGGGGACAGAAGACGACGUUCCAUUCGGCUGCACCGGGAGACAGCCCUCAGAUGACUGUCUUUCACGACGCCAACUCAACACCGCUGCGAGGACCGUCCGAUCAUUCUUCAAGCCCAGACCGCAACCAACCGAACGAUUCACCACCGUUGCCUUCGAGUCUCAUCUCGAGGCCAAAGCUACCGUCGCGACAUUCCUUCGCUGGACACGAACGUCAGCGGCGGGACAUACCUUCGGAUAGCUCUGCCUCGCCUUUUCCUGGGCGACCGCGUGGACCUCUGAGAACAGCCAGCCAUGUUCCCCAAUCCAACCCACGAUCAGAGCAUCCUUUAAGGCAAGUAUCACCCGUGUCACUCGAUGGCGCUAGUCGAACGCAGCCGAAUGUGACUCCGAUGCGAGGGCCCACGUUCAGCGACCCCGAUUUCUCAAGCGUUGGUGGGGCAGACCCUUCUCAUCUGACCGCUGUUUUCCCCGUGUUACGCGCUCUGGAUCAUGAGCCGGAUGCGCUGAUUGAUAAUUCGGGAAUCAACCGCGUCUUGGAGAGAGGACGUGUCGUGACACUGACAAGGGACUACUCGAGUUCUCUCUCGGCAUCCAAAAACAGUCCCGUGGAAUCCGAUCGUGAGGAACAACCCAAAACAACAUCCAAAACUUCGACCAUCCCAGGCCCAGAACGGAAUCCCAACCUGAAAGGUCGUAUAGGAAAAUUUGGAACUGAUGCACAUGACGUUGCGACGCAGUCCUACUAUGAGGAGUAUGAACAGUUUCCCAGCUCUCCGUGGGCGCAAUCCCCUGCUCCGUCCCCAGCAAUACAGAAUGAUCCCUCAGAGAACCCCUUCUUCUCGGCGGGCAAUGUCGAUGAAGACACGUUUAAUCCUUCCAGUUCUACUCAAGAUUAUGCACAGUUUGGAAUAGUCGAGGCGAUUGGCGUGGACAAAGCCAGCACCGUUACCCACAUCCCUCUUAUACACCCUACUCAAUCUCAAGCCAUGCAACCCCACGAUAUCGCAAGCCCAACGUCCACCCCGUCGAUGUCGCGCAGAGCGUCAGAUCAGACUACCGCGGGAGACGUCUUCAAAGACGGCUACCAGCGCAAAGCACCAAUCGCGAUUCUCUCCAUCCUAUCACCCGUCGUGCCUUAUCCGCGUAAUCUGACAAACUCGCUCAAACUCCUUGGGCCCCAUCUUGCGACAUCCUUUUCCAACGCCUGGCAAUUUACAAAUGCGCAAGCACAAGCAACUGGUAUUAGGCAACGUCGAUUUAUGGCCGGGCAACAGCCGGGAGGUAGCACUGUACAUGAUCCGGAGAGUCUUGACGAAUUGCUGCAUCUUGACUUGGAGGAUUUCACCCAUUCAGCUGCCGGCAGUGUCACCAGCCCUUCGGAUUACUCCAGUCGAUCCAGACAUAGCCCAGGAGGCUCUUUCGCCGGGACACCAGGGUGGGACCCUUCGUCAUUGGGACUUUCGAGUAAGCAUUCCAUCGGUAGCACUCCCGGUUAUCUUGCUGGUAGUGAGGCCAUUGAAGGCUACUUCGAUGCGAAAAAGAAAACCACCAGAGCUUCAUCACAUGCUGUCUCGGCAUCGCAAGAGCCAAUCCGAAAACCAGAAAUCCGUCUUGCAAAACGAUCAAACGCAAGUAUCGAUGCCGAACUCUCCAAAGAUGAUAUAUCUACGCCUACACCUAUGCCCAGAACUGGGGCCGCCGACGAUGUAUCAAGCACGCGACGAGCCAGAGUCCUACAUCCUCAGAGCGGACAGCAAAAUCGAGGUCACUCGUUGUUGCAUUCGUACGGUGCAGACUUCAGUUCUUCAUUCCAAUCGCUACCAGCAGCUACCACUCCUGCACGGACACCGGGUGCACCUUCCACGCAGACGAGGUCUAGUUCUAUUGCUGAGGGCCAAGAUGUUCCAAUGCCACCACCGUCCGAGAAUCUUCUCCGUACCAUCAUCGAUUCUCUACCCGUUCAGAUAUUCACGGCCCUCCCAACCACUGGCGCUCUUACCUGGGCGAACGCGAAAUUCCUAAUAUACCGAGGCCAAGAAUCUCACCAGGUGCUACGUGGACCGUGGGAUGCGAUUCACCCCGAAGACCGUACCGAUUACAUAGCGCAGUGGAACAAAUCGCUGAGAACUGGACAGCAGUUGCAACAGAAAGUCCGGCUACGCAGGUUCGAUGAUUGCUACCGAUGGUUCUACGUACGAGUAGCACCCUUGAAAAAUAAACGCCAACAGAUCGUCCACUGGAUUGGGACGAACAUGGACUUCCACGAACAGCAUCUUGCGGAGUUAAAUGCUGCACGCCAACAAGAAACAGCUGCAUCAGAGGCCAAAUACCGUGCCCUUGCCAACUCUAGUCCCCAGGUAGUGUUUGUGGUGUCAAAUCGACGUGGACUCACCUUCUGCAACUCUCAGUGGCAGGUGUACUCUGGGCAAACAGAAGCCCAGGCGCGAGGUAACGGCUUUCUCGAGCAUGUUCACCCGGACGACAUCGUCAAGUGCAAGCUUCCGGAGAUGAACGAAGAGGGUACUGUCGCUGUCAAUGUACCUACCUCAUUGCCUUCGGAGCAUGCACGCCAGACUUCUUCUGAUUCUUCCGAAAAUUCAUCCGUUGUAUCUGAGCAGACUCCUACCAGCCCUGUAGCACAUUCACCUGACAGAAUGGAUUUACCCCAAGCGAAACUUUCCAAACUUGCAAGCACUGGCAUUUUGAAAGUUACCAGAAAUGCCGAUGGUCGUGCCUCGUAUUCCACUGAAGUCCGUCUGCGUAAUAAAGAUGGCGAGUACAGAUGGCACCUAGUGCGGGUGCUACUCGAGAAAUCAUUGGCCGAAGACAAUGACGAAGAAACAUGGUACGGUACUUGUACUGAUAUCAACGAUCACAAACUUCUUGAACAAACGCUCAAGGAAACAAUGGAUGCAAAGACCAGAUUCCUCAGCAACAUGUCACACGAGAUACGAACGCCGCUUAAUGGUAUAUCUGGAAUGGUGAAUUUUCUCUUGGACAGCGUGUUGAACGCAGAGCAGCUGGAGCACGUCAACAUCAUCAAAGCCAGCACAGACAGUCUCCUCAAUCUCAUCAACGAUAUCCUCGACCUAUCCAAAGUUGAAGCUGGGAUGAUUAAGCUCACAAUGGAGUGGCUUCAUCUGCCAUCCCUUCUAGAGGAGGUCAACGAUCUCAACAUGGGAUUGGCUAUCCAGAAAGGCCUCGAACUCAACUAUCUUAUGGAAGAAGAUGUCCCGUCCAUGGUGAAAGGUGAUAAAUUCCGCAUCCGUCAAGUAUUACUGAACGUGGUAGGAAACGCCAUCAAAUUCACUCAGAAGGGUGAAAUAUUUGUGCGCUGCCAAUUGCAACCUUCCGAGCGGUCCAGCGACAAGAAAGAUAAUGAGACUGUGGUCCGAUUCGAGGUCAUCGACACUGGUGGAGGCUUCAGUGAGCAUGAGGCCAAGUAUCUCUUCAAGCGAUUCAGUCAGAUCGAUGGUAGCAGUACCCGACAACACGGUGGUACGGGCUUGGGCCUAGCAAUCUCUAUGCAAUUCGUGGAACUACACGGUGGCAUCAUGAAUGCUCACAGCAUCCCUGGAAAAGGUUCCACAUUUUUCUUCACAAUCAAGUUUGGCCUUCCCACCGAUACCGACUUCCCUCAGCCGGCCACCGCAACACCUGGAACCCCGGUCUCAGAACCCACGACAACACUUCCACCUGCGCAGCCGUCCUCUUCGCAACGACCCAUGCUUCCUCAAGCUCUGGCAAAUGUCCGUCAAGAUCGGAUGUCAAGCACGUCAUCUGAUCGUAGCGAGUCGAUUAAAUCACCUGUUCCGAGCUUAUCAACUUCGGAACGCUCUCAUGAGUCUCCCUCACUGUCUUCUGGAAGCUCGGAUCAUUCCCUUACUAGUGCUGUCCUCACUGGGAAGUCAAGCUUACGGUCCGAGAGGACAUCGGCUUCAUCCUUCUUACAAGAAGCUUCUUCGCCCAAAAGCUCGGACCUCAAGCUUGCUCUGCCUACCAAGAAACAAGCCAACGAUCGCGACUCGAAGUUAGACGGCUCGACGCUCUCUCCAGAAUCGGAAAAAACUCCUCGGUCGCCUGAGCCACGCAGUCUUUCGCCCCUUGCCAGCACGUUGACACCCCCGAUGUUUUCCAUCCUGGUAGUAUGCCCCUUGACGCAUAGCAGGGAAGCGACAAUUCGUCAUAUCAAAAACACGCUUCCUGCAGACAUCCCUCACCAGGUCACCGGCCAGUCAAAUCUUUUUGAAGCUCAAAAAAUGAUCGGUGGCGACAACCCCGUCUUGUUCACACAUGUGGUUCUGGUGUUGCACGACACCCUCGAAGUCAUCGCCAUAAUGGAUCAGAUAUUAAAUUCGAUGGUCCACGGUAACACCUCAAUCGUGGUAGUAUCUGAUCCGACCCAGAAGAAGGAUCUGAUGAAGGAAGCACCUGCCUACGACUACACCCAGCUCAUAACUGAUCGUCGAUUGCAGUUUAUAUACCGUCCACUGAAGCCAUCCAAAUUUGCUGUCAUCUUCGAUCCACAAAAGGAGCGAGAGUUGAGCACCGAUCGCAAUCAAGAUACCGCGCAGCAGGUUGUCUUCAAUCAAAAGCUAGUAUUCGAAGAGCUCAAACGUAGGCUGGGGGGCAAGGGCCACAAGGUACUUUUGGUGGAGGACAACCACAUCAACCAAACAGUUAUUCUCAAAUUCUUAGCAAGAAUCUCCGUGGAAACAGAGACGGUGCUUGAUGGUGCCCAGUGUACUGAUAUCAUGUUUUCCAAGCCGCCCGGUUAUUUCUCCAUAAUUUUGUGCGACCUCCAUAUGCCCAACAAGGAUGGCUACCAAGCCUGCAAAGAGAUCCGACGAUGGGAGAAGAAGAAUGGUCACCGGCACCAUCCUAUCAUUGCUCUAUCAGCCAAUGUACUUGGCGAUGUCUACGCCAAGUGCGUAGAAGCUGGCUUCAACUCUUACGUCACCAAGCCUGUCGAAUUCAAGGAACUCUCUAUGGUCAUGACGAAAUUUCUGGAUCCUGUUGACAAGAACAAGCCACCCGAAUUCAUGCGCGUACGGAAACGAUAA
This is a messenger RNA of Periconia digitata, 7246 nucleotides long. NCBI's taxonomy places the organism in Eukaryota, Fungi, Ascomycota, Dothideomycetes, Pleosporales, Periconiaceae. The record is from the annotation of a GenBank genome assembly.